AUGGAAAUUCCUCUCUGUUACUGUUUUUCAUUGAAAUUAAUAAUUUUUAGAGAUAAUUCACAUUUUUCUCAUCGACUUUUUUCUUUUUUCAUUCUCUCUCUCUCUCUCUCUCUCUCUCUCUCUCUCUCUCUCUCUCUCUCUCUCUCUCUCUCGCACACACACACAAACUUAGGGUCUCUGACACCUUGUUUUUUUUCCUGUCUGCAUAUUUUUCUUUAUUUCUUUCUUUCGUUCUUUCUUUAUUUCUUUCUUGAUACCUUGUCUUUUCUCUUUUUUCUCAUUCUUGUUGUCUUACCUUUUCUCUUCUUGCUGUCUGAUCUGUUUGUACUUUUCUUUCUCUUUCUACCUCUUUCUUUUCUCUGUUUUCUCCUUUUAUAUGAUCGUCUUUCUUUGUCGUUUUUCUUCUUUCUUUUCUAUUGUGUUCUUUCUUUUCUCUUUCGUGUUCAUUUGUCAUUUUCUCGUCAUAUUCUCUUCGCUUUUCUUUCAUGCUUUUCCCUUUCUUUUUUCUUCCUUUGUCUUUGUCUCUCUUUUCCUUUGAUUUCUUUGCUCUUUCCUUCUUCUUUUUUCAUUGUCUCUUCUUUUUAUCUCUUUCUCUCUCUUUUAUUUUUUCUCUUUUUUUUUCUCCUUUUCUCUCUUUCCCGCUGUUUUCUUUUCAUUGCUUCAUAA
Messenger RNA from Acanthosepion pharaonis, 666 nucleotides. The record is from the annotation of a GenBank genome assembly. NCBI's taxonomy places the organism in Eukaryota, Metazoa, Mollusca, Cephalopoda, Sepiida, Sepiidae.